AUGAUCGCGUACGGGCUAGCGUCGCUCGGCACGCUUCUCCCCGCCUCCUGCUGCAACCUCUCCGAGAUCAUCAACUCUCGCGUCGUCGCCACCGUCCUGCUCCAGCUCUGGGCGUUCCCCCUUCUCGUCGCGCUCUACACCUUCAGCGCGCAGACGAGCCCGUGGGCGUACUUCGCCGUCGUCUCGCUCGUCACGGGCUUCCAGUAUGUGCACCCGGUGCAGGUCGCGCGCGCGUCGACGAACUCGUCCGAGGUCGGGACGCGGAUGGUGUCCGCGUCGUUGUACAACAUGUCCGUGCAGGCGAGCAGAAUUGUCACAGCGAACAUCUACCGGGAGCGCACCGAUGGGAUGCGCUCAGGUGACACCGCCGUGCAAACAAACGCGGGGACCACGCGCCCAACGGACCACGGUGAUGAACAUCGUCGUCUCCUGUUCACCUACUUGUUCCACCGCACGACCAACAAGCGGCGCGACCGGGUCUGGCAUGGGUGGACGAAGGAGGCAUAA
Messenger RNA from Epithele typhae, 507 nucleotides. RefSeq lists its product as uncharacterized. Lineage: Eukaryota; Fungi; Basidiomycota; Agaricomycetes; Polyporales; Epitheliaceae. The record is from RefSeq and is a predicted model, not a curated record. The coding region runs from base 1 to 507 and encodes 168 amino acids. The transcript is spliced from 3 exons.